Coniophora puteana RWD-64-598 SS2 is the source of this 2110-nucleotide messenger RNA. RefSeq lists its product as uncharacterized. Lineage: Eukaryota; Fungi; Basidiomycota; Agaricomycetes; Boletales; Coniophoraceae. The transcript is spliced from 12 exons. Bases 194 to 2110 code for a protein of 638 amino acids. The record is from RefSeq and is a predicted model, not a curated record.
ACGAUCAGCAUGUCACGAGGCGGUGUCACUGUCAGGCGCGGGCACGGUGUUAGGCUGUCUCCUGUCAAUCCCUGCAGCCACUGGGCGCUUGUUUUUGGCUACUGUGCGGUAUUUAACUUCAGCACCUCCAAACUCGUCCUGCUCGCUUUUCAUCUUUUGGAGGGGCAGCAAAGCGUACACUUCAAGGCCCAACAUGCCGCAGAAAUUGAAGUUUUUGGAGCCGAAGGGGACUGCGCCCCUGUCUUCCCCGCAGUACUCUCCCUACUCUCCGCCGUACUCCGCACGUUUCCGCCAUUCAAUCCAUCAAAUACCGACGCCUGGGGAAGAAGCAAUCCGGCCGAAACGCUAUGAACCUUGGAUCAUUAACCUAUGGGUGGUUGGAGGCGUUACUGGCGUGAUGUUUGCCCUAGCCGUUACGCUGGAGAUUAUGCUUUACUUUUCCAAUAGAGACAAUGGUUUCUACGUGCCUCCAAACAACCCAUUCAAGUUUGCAUCCACCCAGUUCCUCUCUUCCUUUUUUCCGACACUCUUGGUGGCUCCCCUUGCAUUUUAUUGGACAGUGGCAGACUCGAUGGUGAGGUGGUACCAGCCUUACAUCAUCCUAUCUGGAGGAAAUGCGUCCGCUACUAACAGCAUACUGCUGGACUAUGUGAGCCGGCUGAUGAUUCUAUGGACGGCUUUCAAGCACCGGCAUUGGCUCAUCUACGCGUCCACCCUUCUGAGCUCCAUCGUUGUUUUCCUUCAGCCGCUCGCGGGAUCCGUCUUCACCGUAAAACAGGUGCCCCACAGCGUUCCCGUCAAUGCGACGAGCAUACGUCAGAUUGGAUUGUUGUGGGAUUUACCUCAGCUAUACGCUUAUGUUUCAUCGUCUGGGUACGCAGAUGCUGCCGUGUACAACAAUCUCACAGAUCCUCCGUUUGUCCACGGGGGUUGGACAGCUGCAGAGUUCGCGUGGUCUUCCUAUGAAGUCAUCAACGCUACUUUGACCGUGAAUACGACUGGCGUGGAAACCUCGGUCAAUUGCAUGCCUGCAACAAGCGUGUCCCUUGAUUCUCCUUCGUCUGGAUUGUCAACCUUGACGGCGUCAAUGGACGGCUGCUCCGGCCCGACCGCAGUCUCUUUCAAUGCUUCGAAUGCUUCGAACCAGUAUGGUAGCGUAAACGCCUCGGCGUGCGUGUCUUCAGGCGAAGCAUUGGACAUCAACUUCCAGCCCAUCAUGUUCUGGUGGUAUUACCCAUACCAGCCUAGCCCACUCACCGCUGCCGUGUUUUGUCACCCUACGAUGGAGUUUCACAACAUUCAGGCCGUACGAGAUCUAAACGAUGGAUCUCUCCAAUCUGUUCAGAUACUGAGUCCGUACUCGGGCUCCGAUAACGUGACUGGAGCACCACUGUAUGGGCGACCAUGGAACGGGGUGGUGUUUGAUCCGAGCGAUGAUGCUAUCGUGAACGCCCGUGCAACAUCCAUUGGCACUGGAAUCCCCGGUACAGUCUUUCGGUAUGGAAUCCAGCUGAACGAUGGCGUCGUGUCUCUGUUCCAAGGCGCGAACGGUGGUUUUGCCAACGUCACGACAGGCAUAUACACUCAGCACCUCGCGUUGGCGGCGAAAGCAACCUACUUCAUCAAAGAACCGACUACUGUGCCCGGGCAGCUCACUUCAUUCGUCUCUCGACUCUUUAUCGAAUCGUUCGCCUCCCACACGCUUGUCGCGUUCCUUCUCGCGAUUGGGUUUAUUGGCUUAUGGCUGCACUGGAUGCAUGCACGUGCUCGAAGCCAGCUCCACCUCACCGCACCUCCGGGUUCGAUUGCCGCCACCGCGGCGCUGACUUCUCGGUCUGGCUUCGGCGAACUCCUCGUUCCAUAUGACGACGAAAAGCGGAUGGAGGAGAAACUCACUGGCCUACGAUUCGGGAUCGAUGACAGGACAGGAGCAAUAGUGGCCGUCGAGAGCGAUAUAGCCCUUGACUAUCAACUCCACGGCCAGAUCCCCGAGGGCAUCACGCUUCUCGGGCGUCAUAGCCCGCCGAUGUCCGGCGAGAUGGGAAUUGGGUUGACGCCUUCGACUUCGCCGAUGUACGGGUCGUUCAGAAAAGCACAAGAGGCGACCUGA